UCCGCUGGCUGACAGUCCGCUCCUGACGUCACCGGUUCCGUCCCAACACGGAAAUAUGGGAAAGUGACAAGAACGGCAACGUUGCUGUUAUUAUGGAUUUAAAGCGGUGCUGCUAGCUUAGCUUUCACCGUGUUUGUUGGUUCUUCGCGCGGCUUUAACGAUGUUUAACUGCCGGUGCUAACUCUCUGACAGAUGGACGCGCGCGCUGGAAAUGGACAGAGAGUUCGACCUCUGUUGCUAGUUCAAUAGCUUUAGUCCACCGUUUGUUCACAGCCAUGAAGCAAAGUGUUUUGGGGGUCAUGGGGGCUGUGGGACGCCUGCUCCUCCUCCUCCUCCUGCUGUCCUGGGAAGGCACAGUAUUUCAGGUUGGAGGAGUCAGAUCGGUCACCCUCCCAGAAUCCCUCCUGUUUGUCUCCACGCUGGACGGUAGUCUGCACGCCGUCUCCAAACAGUCAGGGGACAUCAAGUGGACCCUACGAGAAGACCCCAUUAUUCAAGUACCUGUCUACCUCACAGAGCCAGGGUUUCUCCCAGACCCCAACGAUGGCAGUUUGUACAUCCUGGGGGGCAAACACAAGGAAGGCCUGAUGAAACUGCCCUUCACCAUCCCAGAACUGGUCCAGUCGGCUCCCUGCAGGAGCUCUGAUGGUAUACUCUAUACAGGUAAAAAGCAGGAUGUGUGGAUCGUGGUCGAUCCUGAGACAGGCGAAAAGCAAACCAGUUUAACCACCUCCACCUCUGAAUCCAUCUGCCCCAACACUCCCCUACUUUACAUUGGACGCACAGAAUACAUGGUUACCAUGUUUGACACCAAGACACAGGAGCUGCGAUGGAACGCUACGUACAAUGAUUACUCUGCUCCACCAUACGACGACAAACAGGACUACAAGAUGGCCCAUCUUGUGUCGAGUGGUGAUGGUCUCGUUGUGACAGUUGACAGAGAGACAGGUGACGUCUUGUGGAGUCAGAACUAUGGAUCGCCCGUCAUAGGGGUCUACCUGUACUCCGGAGACUCUCUGAGACACGCCCCCCACUUGUCCCUCGCCAUGGAAACGCUUCGCUUCCUCACCUUCUCUUCUGCCAACGACCAGGCAGACACACACUCUACACUGAAGUGGAGCUAUCAGUUUGUGAAGGAGCAAGCCAGCGCACAAGCACAGCUUGUACCCACUCUCUAUGUCGGAAAACUGGACACUCACCUCUACGCCUCUACGUCCCUUGUCCACCAUGGAGUCUCAUUAGUGCCUCGGGGACUGACUUUGGCUCGAAUCGAGGGUCCGGUGACAGCUGGAGUGACAGUCAGAGAGCGAGGGGAGUGUGAGAUUACACCGUCUACCGAUGUACGCUACCCACCAGGGAGCACAUACAGCCAGAAAAACCACUGGCUGCUAAUAGGUCAUCAUGAGCUCCCUCCAGUCGCUCACACCACCAUGCUGAGGGAUUUCCCAGCCGGCCUGCAGCGUUCUGGCGAGGCAGUCAUCCCCCCUCGACCUUCUGCCUCCUCUGCCUCCCCUGCCUCCUACUACCAUCAGCGCUACUUCCAGGCAGUUGCUGGUGGCCAUAGCGACACUAAUGCUAAUAGAGAAGAGGUGGAUGGGAAGACGACAGGACAGAAACCGGCUGCCGUGCUGCCUGUCUAUAUGACUCAGGACCGGCUCACUUUGGCUGUUCUGACGCUGCUGCUGGGAGGGUGGCUGGCCUUUGCGCUCACAUACCCUGUUCGCACAGCUCAUCGGCUGAAAGCUCAAAGGCAGCUGGAGGAGGCUCUUGAGUCUCGUCUCCAGCGCAUGCAGACAAACAUGCAGACCGUGACCCAGGUCCCCUCAGACGCAACCCUCUCCACUGACACAAACAUCUCCACUGAGUCUCAGCCUGCAUCUGCUGACCCUCCACCUAGUCCUCGCACUCACAGCGGGGGCAGCACUUCAGAUGUCGAUAGAAACGGCACCUCAGGGCCCCGACCCACAGCGGAGGGAAACAGUGAGGAGGUGCAGGUUGGUAAAAUCUCCUUCACACCAUCUGAGGUGCUUGGACAUGGCACAGCGGGAACAUUUGUGUUCAGGGGUAAUUUUGAUGGACGCCACGUAGCGGUGAAGCGAAUAUUGCCGGAGUGUUUUGAGGUAGCAGAACGCGAGGUGCAGCUCCUCCGAGAGUCUGACACACACCCAAAUGUCAUCCGAUAUUUCUGCACAGAGAGAGACCGCCUCUUCACUUACAUCGCCAUUGAGCUGUGCACUGCAACCCUGCAGCAGUAUGUGGAGGAUCCGUCUUGUUUUCCUGAGCUGAAUCCUAUAACUCUGCUGGGACAGACCAUGAGCGGCCUCUCACACCUCCACUCGCUCAACAUAGUCCAUCGUGACCUGAAGCCCAGAAACAUCCUCCUUUCUGGUCCCAGUGCACUGGGUCGAGUCCGAGCUCUCAUCUCUGACUUUGGACUCUGUAAGAAGAUCCCAGACGGUCGGAGCAGCUUCUCUUUGCGGUCAGGAAUACCAGGAACUGAAGGGUGGAUAGCUCCUGAAGUACUGCGGGAUACUCCUGGCAACAAACCGACAGCAGCUGUGGAUGUGUUCUCAGCAGGCUGUGUGUUUUACUACGUGGUCAGCAGGGGGCAGCACCCUUUUGGUGAUGCAUUACGUCGACAGGUCAACAUCCUGUCAGGAGAAUAUUCACUCUCGCAUUUUAUGGAGGAUAUACAUGAUGACGUCAUAGCACGGGAUCUGAUUGAGCAGAUGAUCAGUGCAGAGGCUGAGUCCCGGCCCUCCACAGCCUGUGUGCUCAAACAUCCGUUCUUCUGGAGCCCAGAGAAGCAGCUGCUCUUUUUCCAGGACGUCAGUGACCGCAUAGAGAAGGAACCAGCAGAUAGUCCCAUUGUGGUCAGACUGGAGACUGCAGGAAGAGGAGUGGUGCGAACCAACUGGAGGAUGCAUAUCUCAGUGCCUCUGCAGACAGACCUGAGGCGGUUCAGGACAUAUAAAGGAAACUCGGUCAGAGAUCUGCUGAGAGCCAUGAGGAAUAAGAAGCAUCACUACCACGAGUUGCCAAAGGAGGUGCAGGAGACUCUCGGCGAGCUGCCCGAAGGCUUCGUCAGCUACUUCACCUCACGGUUUCCACGGUUACUGAUGCAUACACAUGCUGCUCUGAGCAUCUGCUCCAGUGAGAGACUGUUUCACCCCUACUAUCUGUCCCCCAACGCCAAAUAGCAUUGACAUGACUCUGCACUCCAUGCUCUGCACACACACUGGAGAAGUUUUUUGUGAGCAACAGAAAUCGCUGACAGUGCCCCAUUAUUGCUUUUGUAAAGCCCAUACCGAUUUUUGGGGGAAGAUACAGUGCUGUGAAAAAGUUUUUUAUAUCCCUAAAGUUUUUGUUAUUUCCUUUUUCUGCAGCUGUUGAUCAAGAAACGAUUUUAAUCAAACAGAAAACACUAAGAGUACGCACAUUCGGAAAGGCUGCAUACAUUUGUUAUAUUAAUCAUAGCAAUGUUUUUAAACUACAUCUUAAUGUGUAACUCCAUCAGAAUUGUUUAUAAAAUAAAUUAGGUGAUUCUUACUUUUGCCGGAGCGACAUCUGAUUUUGUUUGUGGGAAACAAACACAUUAUAGAUCUUGAAUGAGAUCUGGAGAGCACAGUUAACGGAAGAGCUUUUUAAUAAGGUGCAGCAGGGAAAAAAAGACAAAAAGUGUAAUAACCAUGUCCUGUUACAGCACUGGUUUGAGCUCUAAGUUAGCUGAUGUGUGGAGAUUUUUUAUCCUUAUUCUACAUUGCAGUCCUUUUUAAAGUUUUUAAUAAUUUAUUGUUUUUUAAAAGCAAAAAUAUUAUAUAAUGGCCAGCCCCCCAAUCCCAAAUUAAAUCCCUUGUUCCUUGGCCUAUUGCACAGUAUUUUAUUGAAAUAUGUUUAUAAAUUUGCAGAUAUCCUGCUAACAGACCAACAAACGGGUCUGAAAACAUAACUUCUUUGACAGAGGGAAUUGUAUAGUUUUUUUUUUUUUUUUUUAAUGAAUAUUUUUCCAUUUUUUUUCCUCUACUGGAUAAUUAAUAGUAUAAAUACAGACAGGAAACCAAGGGAGAGAGGGGGUUAUAACCAAGUGGCAGCCUCCGGUGCUAAAAUAAUGAAGCCACUAUGGAAGUGCCAAAAACUGCAGUUCCUUAAAUGGCCACUUGAGGCUGGCUCCUGAAGCGAAUAACUCCCCACAGACCCCCAUGUUAAACAGCCAAACUUUACAGCAGAAAUAAACAUGUUUACAACCUGGUACAAAAAACAGUUUUGGUCUCUAUAGCUCAUUUUAACAUUCAUGACAACUGUAUGGGGUUGAAUUUUACUAUAACUCACCUGUUUACAUUUCAUUAAGAAUUAAAGUUAAAGUUGAAGCUUUAAAGUUGGAGUCCGCAAACCAAUGGGUGACGUCAUGUUACCAAGUCUAGUAUUUCAGGUGUCGGCGAGUAUGCCAAUAACUGAUCCAGCAUUGUAGGCACUAUUGGAGGCUUUUCCAAUACUGGUAUCAUAACGACUCUAACUUAAAGGGUAAUGCCAGCAUUUUUCAACCUGGGCCCUAUUUUCCCGUUGUUUUGUGUCUAGGUGACUAAAAGGAACAACAAUAUUUGAAAUUGCUCCAGUAUUGAACGAGAGGGAUGCAGCCAACAGCAGUGAAGCAGGCUGCAAUAUAGCCACUAGGGGUCAGUUUACGCCCACUCAGAGUGCUUUUGCCACUGACUGGCUCAGAUUGUUGCUAUUAAUGUCUGACAGUAUUAUUGAAAGGAUCCCAACAGAGACAGACCUUUUUAUUUAAGAGUAAGAUCCUUUUUGUUUAACAAAACAGCCCCAAAAUUGAUUUAACCAAUUCCACCAGAGUCCAUUUGAAUAAAAAGUAAUUUUAUUAUCGUAAAACACACUUCAGUCAAAGUCAGCAAAAUCAAAAUAAAAUUCAAAAGCCAUCUUGCUCUGUCUUCCCACUGUUCCAGCAACCACCAACCCUGGUUUGGUUGAAAUAAGCCCUUAAUUCACCCAGUUAGAUGUGAAAAUAUACUGGCUCCAAACAUGCUGAUGGGUUUGGCAAUGCCUAUUUUGGGGCUGUAUUUGGUUAAACUCUUCAGUAAAAAUGGUCUAUCUCUGUUUGGAUCCUUUCCAUAAUGUUGUCAGACACUUUUAAUAACAGUCUGAGUCUGUCAGUGGUAAAAACAUCACUUUUAGUAGAUGUUCAUUAACGGAGCACAAAUGCCCCAAAGUGGUUAAAUUGCGGCCGUUUAACCGCUGCCAUCUGCAGCACUCUCAUCCAAUACUGGACCAAUUAAAAAAUUGUUGUCUCCAUGGUCCCACCAAAAAUUUGGGAGUAUAGUACUUUUAGAACCAGUAACAGUAACAGCUCUGGCGUCCAGAUUAAACAUCAUUAUGUGAGGUGCACAAACUUUGUCACAGCAUUGUAGGUAGCACAAACACUGGAGAGCAGGUUUUAUGAGAAGUAAAGCUUGUGCUGCUGUUACAAGUUAUAGAGGAAAUCUGUUUUAUAUCUAUUUACCAGUUAAACCACUUACUUCCCCUCUGUCCCUGUUGCUGCUGUGCUUCUCUCAGCUCCUCUGUAGAAACUGCCAAAGAAUAUUUACUUUGCUUUUUGUUUUUAUGUAUUUGAUAUGUGUGUCUGAAUGUAGCUACGCUGACUGAAGAAUGUACUGAGCCUUUCUGCAGCCUUGUUUUUUCACUGAUGGCAGUACAUUCAGUGAAAUAGUCAAAUAUCAUGACACUGUUAAAAUGUGGGCAAUGUGCUAUACUGAGAAAAUCUGAUUUAUGCAGGCAAUAAUGAAACCACAGAAACUA
This is a messenger RNA of Epinephelus fuscoguttatus (brown-marbled grouper), 5808 nucleotides long. It is a transcript of the gene ern2, whose product is annotated as endoplasmic reticulum to nucleus signaling 2. Gene Ontology annotation, cellular component: IRE1-TRAF2-ASK1 complex. NCBI's taxonomy places the organism in Eukaryota, Metazoa, Chordata, Actinopteri, Perciformes, Serranidae. Gene Ontology annotation, molecular function: protein serine/threonine kinase activity; ATP binding; RNA endonuclease activity. Bases 276 to 3200 code for a protein of 974 amino acids. Gene Ontology annotation, biological process: IRE1-mediated unfolded protein response; intrinsic apoptotic signaling pathway in response to endoplasmic reticulum stress; protein phosphorylation. The record is from RefSeq and is a predicted model, not a curated record. The transcript has 24 exons.